This is a messenger RNA of Scutellospora calospora, 1763 nucleotides long. Lineage: Eukaryota; Fungi; Glomeromycota; Glomeromycetes; Diversisporales; Gigasporaceae. The record is from the annotation of a GenBank genome assembly.
GUUACACAUACAUUAAUGCUCUGAAAAAAUGUAAUCAAGAUCAUGAAGAUGUAUGCACAAGUGAAAUAUUAAAAUCGAUAAAUUCCGAAAUAGAUUGUCAAUCAUUAACUACAAACAGAUUAUACAAUUUGUUACUCAGAGAUGAUUAUUUUAACAAAUUGAUUAAAUUUAAUAUCGAUGAAAUAAAUGAAAUACAUGUAAUUUUAGAAAAACGAAAAAACGAAUUAAAGGAUCAUUGCAAAGUAGAAUUCUUGAUAGAUGAAUUCUCAACAAAUGAUAGAUUUGAAAAUUUCAUUAAUAAUGAUAACAAUAAUCUAGAUUUUUCAAUAAAUGAUGCAAACUUAUCACAGGAUAAAAUCGAAAAAUUACAAAAAUUAAGAAAAGAUAAAUUAGCUAAAUUCAUAUAUGAUAAAAUUGAUGAAUUUGAAAAUAGAAUAAAAUCAUCAAAAACUCUAAAAGAAAUAGAUGAUUUAACAGAUAAAUUACUUAACGACAAAAUACUAUCAGCUAAACAAAAAGAAGAUAUCACAACAUUAAUCCAAAACAAACUAUCUGAAAUAAAUCAACAACCUACAACACUACCGAAUACUUCAAAUAUCUUUGAUGAAUUGAAAAAAGAAAUAGAAGAUAUAGAUAAAAAUAACGCAGAUAAAUUAUUAGAUGGUGGAAACCUAAAUAAAAAAAUAAUUAAUGCAAAUAUAUCAGAUGAUAAUGUUGAUGAAUUAGAAGAUUUGAGAAAGAAAAAAUUAUUUCAUUUCAGAAAUAACGAAUAUAAUGAAUUCAAUGAUAAAAUAGAUGUUCUCAAAAGUGAAAAUGAAUUAGAUGAUAUGAACAAUGCAGUAACAAAUAAUAAAAUAUUAUCAGAUACACAAAUAAAAGAAUUACAAGACAAAAUACUCCAAAUUAAAGAAAAUCUUUUCCCAGUUACACCACCCGUAAAUGAAGAUCUUAUAUUCAAUGAAAUAAAAGAUUUAAUCUUUGAUGUUGAUACAGAUGUAAUAUCUGAAGUUAAAACUCUAUUGGAUAAUGGAAUAAUUGAUCAAAAAAUCAAAAAUUCUGGAAUAUCAUAUAGUAAAAUCAAUGAACUACAGAAAUUAAGAAAAGAUAAAGUUGAUCGAUCCAAAAAAGAAUUUUUCGAUAAUUUAAACAAAGAUAUAGAUAGAGGUUAUAAAAAAGAAGAAUUGGAUAAUAUAAACAUUAAUAAUGAAAUAUUACCAGAUACGGAUAAACAACAAAUAAUAGAAAGAAUAAUAGAUGAAGUAGAUGUCAUAUUUGGUAAAGCAACUACAGAUGAUAUAUUAACAACUGGAUUGAAACAUGGAUUCAUCAAAAUACAAGAAGAUAAGAAAACUGAAAUUUUACAAAAAGAAAAUAACGAAAAAUAUGAUAUCAUCAAAAAUGAUAUUGAUAAAUUCUUGACUCCUGAAACUUUAGAUAAAUAUGUUAAUGAUGAGAUAAAUUCUCUAGAUGAUAAAUAUUUAACAGAUAACAGAAGUAAAAGAUCAUUAAAUGAAAUUCAAACCAAAAAACGAGAAUCCUUAAUCGAAAAUUUCAAAAAAGAAGAAAAUGAAAAUUACAAUUCUCUGAUAGAUGAUAUAAAAAAUUGUAAAGAUUCAAAUUUAUUGACAGAUGAAUAUUAUAAUGAUAUCUAUCGUAAUAUCGAAGACCUAGACGAAAAAUAUCUUGAUUCUGCAAACACAAAAUCGAAAUUACAUAAUCUCAGAAAAGAAAGAAAGAAAACCCUAGAAAAUGAAAUCAUAUAA